AUUUUCAAAACCAACAAGACACAUUUGACGAUUUGACACAAAACAAAUAAUAACAAUGGCUGAAAAGAAAAAAGGAAGAAAACGUAAAGAUGAAUACAUACCUCCCGGAUCUGAACAAUUUGAAAAACCUGCUAAAGAAGAGUAUGCAAUUGCAAAAUGGUUACGAAAAAAUGUACCUACAAAAAAGACAAAAUUUCUUAAUCAUAAUGUGGAAUAUUUUACUGCAUAUAAAGCUGUCGAUGCCCUUAUGGAAUCACACUGGGCAAAACCUGUCAAAGAAAAUCAACCACCAUUUUUUACGAGUCGUGGAAAGGUAAUCGAAUAUUUGAAUACAAUGUUACGUCAUAAAUUUUAUCAUAGAGCUAAAAAAAUUCCUGUAUCGGAGCAAGAACUAAAGGCUCGUAAAAAGGGUGAUAAGAAAAAAGAUGACAGUGAAGAAAAGAAAAAAGAGGAACAAAAAGCAACUGAAAGUGAUAAACGACCUGAAGAUGGCGAAGGAAAAUCUGGUACAACAGUGACCGAAAAGAAGAAACGAAAAGUACGUUUAGAAAUGCAUUUAGAUCAAUAUUUUGAAGAUGGAAUGGAUGCAUAUGUGUGGAUUUAUGAUCCAGUUCCAGUGUAUUAUUGGUUCUUUGGUACAUUAUUAGUAUUGGGUGCAAUUGGUGUAUGUUUAUUCCCAUUAUGGCCUCCAUUAGUACGAAAAGGAGUAUAUUAUUUGAGUAUAGCUGCAAUUGGUUUCCUUGUAUUUAUAAUUGGAUUGGCGGUAUUACGUUUAAUUAUAUUCUGUAUUGUCUGGAUUUUAACACUUGGUAAACAUCAUAUUUGGUUGUUGCCAAAUUUAACACAAGAUGUUGGCUUUUUCGCAUCGUUUUGGCCAUUGUACCAUUAUGAAUAUAAAGGCGAUUCUAAUUCUGACAAAAAAGAUUCCAAAAAGAAAAAAAAGAAGAAAGAUAAAGAUAGUGAUGCUGAAGAUGAUGAUUCGCCAACACGGAAUGUAGAUGCUGUUAGUCUUGACAGUGCAGAUGAAACAACGUCACAAUCAAAAACAGUGGAAGAAGAACGAACUAUUGAAUCAGGUGUUGAAACUACAUUACCUGAAGAAAGACGAAUUUCUGAAAGUGAAAGUGAAUCAAGUCAGCGAUCAUCAACUGGUCGUGAUUUCGAAAUGAUUGAUGAACAGGAGCUUGCUGAAUCUACUUAGAAAGAAGGAGAUGGUGCAAAAGUGUUGCAUUUUGUAUUAGUUCUUCAUAAUUAACUAAGGGUAUUUAUAUGUAGGCUAAAAAACAAUACAAAAAUACAGAACUAAACCACAAAAAAAGAAAAUAAACUCCAUGUUUAAAUAAGUAAAUUAUUAUUCAUAUAUCUAGCAACAAAUUCGAAAUU
This is a messenger RNA of Chrysoperla carnea, 1383 nucleotides long. RefSeq names its product translocation protein SEC62 (gene Trp1). Bases 56 to 1201 code for a protein of 381 amino acids. The transcript has 8 exons. Gene Ontology annotation, biological process: post-translational protein targeting to membrane, translocation. Gene Ontology annotation, cellular component: endoplasmic reticulum; endoplasmic reticulum membrane. The record is from RefSeq and is a predicted model, not a curated record. NCBI's taxonomy places the organism in Eukaryota, Metazoa, Arthropoda, Insecta, Neuroptera, Chrysopidae.